Molecule: messenger RNA, 315 nt
Organism: Diversispora eburnea
Lineage: Eukaryota; Fungi; Glomeromycota; Glomeromycetes; Diversisporales; Diversisporaceae
Source: the annotation of a GenBank genome assembly
AUGAAGAAAGAAAGUAAAUUCACCUUCCCACCGGAAACUGAAAUAAAAAAAGUGUUGCAAAGAGGUAGUAAACCAAAUUUUCGCCGAGUAAAUAUUGGUCUAACUCCUAACGCUACCCCCUUGGAAAGAGCCAAGCAUGACUUAUGUAAAACUAUUUUACGUUAUAAGCAUGACAAUAAUUUGCGAACCGAGGACAUUGCUCAAAAAUUAGGGCUGAACUUAGUUAAAACUGAAUAUAUUUUGUAUAGUCAUAUUGACAAACUUACUUUUGAAGAAUUAUUGGGUUACGCUAAUAAUCUCUAUCUUCCUUACCAA